AGAGCGUGGCCGAUGGUCAGUUGGCUUAACGCUGCUGUUGAGGUAAGAGCGGCGUGGCGAUGGGGUGCGCAAGCAGCAAUCCACUUGUCGAGGGUGGAAAGAACAUCGUGGAUAACGUCAAAGAGACGAAGGACAAUGCGGUCGCGGUUGGUGAAAAGGCUAUGCAAGAUGCCGGUGAAGUUGUAAAUUCUGGAAUGGAUCAUGUGAAGCAUGCUGUUGAAUCUGGCCUAAAUACAGCACAAAACAGUAUAGGAACCUUCGUGAAUUCCAUUGAGAAUACCAUAAGCACGACUAAGUCGAGUGCAACAAAUGCGGCAGAAAAUAUAGCGAAUAAAACUACGGAAUCAUUAGAAGAAGCAAUAUCGGAUGCAAAAACAGUUUUAGUUGGAGAUGAUGAUAUUCACAAAGAUUUGGAUACAUUGUCGACGACGGCUACUAUUGAUAAACUCGAGGACGAUACGAAACAUGAAUUUGGGGAAUCCGUGGAGCAGGUGAAAACUGGUGUCACCGAAACAUUACACGUAGAAGAUAUUGAGCAAACGACAGAUGACACAAUGGUGAAUACUGAGACGAAAGAAGAGGUUGUGUCACCGCCCGCCAAGGAAGCGAAGCCGGAGGAGUAAGUGUGUGUCUCAUGGAGCCCCCAAUAACACCUUGGGAAGCUGCAGCGGAUGAAAUAGUUAAGCUAAGUCGACUGACAUCAACAGAAUUCACUAUGCAAAUUGACGAUAGUGACUCAGAUGCCACGGCAACGGACGUAUCCAUUAUACACAAUUACGACAAAGAAAACGCUGGAGACAUUCUGUUAUGUGACACACUUUCUAUCAAGUCAUACAAAAGUGAAAUAUAAUAUUAAAAUUAAAUUAUAGUGUUCGUAAUGUAU
This is a messenger RNA of Nicrophorus vespilloides, 883 nucleotides long. RefSeq lists its product as uncharacterized. Lineage: Eukaryota; Metazoa; Arthropoda; Insecta; Coleoptera; Silphidae. The transcript is spliced from 3 exons. The record is from RefSeq and is a predicted model, not a curated record. The coding region runs from base 60 to 623 and encodes 187 amino acids.